Messenger RNA from Procambarus clarkii (red swamp crayfish), 1471 nucleotides. RefSeq names its product GTP-binding protein 128up (gene 128up). Gene Ontology annotation, biological process: cytoplasmic translation. Gene Ontology annotation, molecular function: GTPase activity; GTP binding. NCBI's taxonomy places the organism in Eukaryota, Metazoa, Arthropoda, Malacostraca, Decapoda, Cambaridae. The record is from RefSeq and is a predicted model, not a curated record. Gene Ontology annotation, cellular component: cytoplasm.
UGGCUGUGGCGGCGGCCGCCAGGUGGCAGCGUGUUGUGUUGACAAGUGAGGCUGCGGCGGCAUGAGGUGGCGGGCCGGCGCUUAUUUCUCCUAUAUUACUUGACUAAAACUGAGCCAUCAUGAGUAUAUUACAGAAAAUAGCCGACAUCGAGGCCGAGAUGGCCCGAACUCAAAAAAAUAAAGCCACUAUGGGACAUUUAGGCUUACUAAAGGCUAAAUUGGCUAAGCUGAAACGAGAAUUAAUCACGCCAAAAGGGGGUGGUAGUGCUGCUGGUGAAGGCUUUGAUGUGGCCAAAACUGGUGAUGCCCGUAUUGGCUUUGUGGGUUUUCCAUCGGUGGGCAAAUCAACAUUACUGAGCAACCUGGCAGGUGUUUAUUCCGAGGUGGCAGCAUACGAGUUCACCACUCUAACCACUGUCCCAGGCUGCAUUAAAUACAAAGGAGCUAAAAUUCAGUUGCUUGAUCUUCCUGGUAUUAUUGAGGGGGCUAAAGAUGGCAAGGGGCGAGGUAAGCAGGUAAUUGCAGUGGCUCGCACCUGUUCCUUGAUCUUCAUUGUUUUGGAUGUGUUAAAACCCCUGGGUCAAAAGAAGCUGAUUGAAAAAGAAUUGGAAGGGUUUGGCAUCAGACUGAAUAAGGAGCCACCUCAAAUUACGUUCCGGAGAAAAGAGAAGGGUGGGGUGAACCUCCAGUGUGUUGUACAGCAGACUGAGCUGGACAAUGAACUUGUCAAGACAAUUUUGUCAGAGUAUCGCAUUCACAAUGCUGACAUUGUGCUAAAGUAUGAUGCAACAGCUGAUGACCUAAUUGACGUGAUAGAGGGCAACCGUGUCUAUAUUCCAUGCAUCUACCUUCUCAAUAAAAUUGAUCAAAUCAGUAUUGAAGAGUUGGACAUUAUCUAUCGGAUCCCUCACUGUGUGCCAAUAUCUGCUCACCACAAAUGGAACUUUGAUGACUUGCUCGAGAAGAUGUGGCUGUACCUAAAUCUCUGCAGAAUAUACACAAAGCCCAAGGGUCAGCUACCAGACUACAGUUCACCAGUUGUGCUGCGAGCAGAUAAGAAGACAGUUGAAGAUUUCUGUAAUAAAAUUCAUCGCACCAUUAUAAGGGAGUUCAAAUAUGCUUUAGUGUGGGGAAGUUCAGUGAAACAUCAACCACAGAAGGUGGGAAAAGAACAUGUUUUGAAUGAUGAAGAUGUCGUUCAGAUAUGUAAGAAAGUUUAACAUUUUCAUCAGUGGACCUAACAUUGUUGUUUAUAUACAAAUGCUUCAGGAGAGAGUAUAGUGCACAUGAUUAUAGCUCAAGAGGAUGCUGUAAUAACUUUAUCUUCAUCAGACUUAAUCCUUUAUCAUAGGUAAAGGUGAGCUUUACAUCAAAUACACUGAUCAUGUACAUUACCAUUGAGGGUUACCAAAUUGGUUUUGCUAUUUACUUAUUUUUUCUUUGCCAAUUAAUAAAUUAUAAUUUGAAGACA